Athalia rosae (coleseed sawfly) is the source of this 2917-nucleotide messenger RNA. It is a transcript of the gene Tert, whose product is annotated as telomerase reverse transcriptase-like. Gene Ontology annotation, cellular component: telomerase catalytic core complex. The coding region runs from base 206 to 2824 and encodes 872 amino acids. The transcript has 10 exons. Gene Ontology annotation, biological process: telomere maintenance via telomerase. NCBI's taxonomy places the organism in Eukaryota, Metazoa, Arthropoda, Insecta, Hymenoptera, Athaliidae. The record is from RefSeq and is a predicted model, not a curated record. Gene Ontology annotation, molecular function: telomerase RNA binding; telomeric repeat DNA binding.
GUUGACUCAAAGAGGAUUGGGCAGGAUUGGGUUGGCUAAUGCAAAUCUUCCAGUCGGCGUUUCUCAGCCGUUCUGCUACGUCCAGUCGUGUUCUUUGUCUUCGUUAUUAAUUGCAAGUGGCAGUUAUUUCUUGACAACACUUGCGACAACGAAUUCUUUACUUGCGAACAACAAAUCAAAGUGGUGCAGUUAAAUAGAAAUAACAAUGGCAGGCAAUUUCAAGGAGUUCAUAAUAUUUAUUAAUGAAGUGACGGGCCAGUGCCCAACUACUAUUUCAAAGUAUUUUCAGGAUGUGUUUAUUUAUGUUCCGAGAAAUAAAAUUCCUCCGCAAAGCUUGCCUCCGGGCACGUGUACUGAGUCUGAUCGUACCCUCGGAUUACAACAUCUCCAAACUUUUUUCUCAUCUAGAAACGAGUUUUCCAAACUUCUUAAUAACCAAGGAUGGGAACUAUUGGUGGAUCAUUUAGGAAUAGAACUAUUAAGAUUUUGCUUACAGGACUGUGUAUUUGCCAAAAGAACAAGGACAGGGGCUUACAUGGUUUCAUGCUUGACGGAGUUGCAUGGAAAAAUACGAUCUUUUCCCUAUAACGAAUUGCAUGGGCUUUUUUUUGUUUCAUUUAACUGUAGCAAAGAGCAUACAUCUGACAUCCAAAAAUCUACAAAACCCAACAAUGAUAAUGUGCAGAAAACAUCAAAUGAUCCGGAACACUUAUUUAAUGCCAAACAUCUAGAAAUAUGCACAGAUAACAUGAUACUUAGAAUAUCUCAAACAUCUAAAUUCCCAGAUGACCAUAUACUGGCGAAUAAAAAUUCUGAAGUGUCCAUAUCAUCACAGGUCAUUGAGACAAAAGUAGAAAAAGUUUCACCCGUUGGAUGCAAGGAACAUGUCACGGCACUCGAACCAAUACUGAAGAGAUUGAGAAAACUGAAUAUGAAAUAUAACUAUGAAAGCGAAUUGGCUAAAUUGAUGGCUGUGGAAAUGGAAUCUGAUAUAAUAGUGAGAAGAUGGCCUGCUAUUUGCCAAGAGCUGCCACUUGUCUUAUUGAAGCAAUAUUUUACAAACAUUUGCUGUCGAAUUAUUCCACCAGGAUUGUUGGGAAGCCACAAGAACCGAAAUAUUCUUGUGAAAAGUAUCUGUAACUUGCUGGAAACUCCAAACCGCCAGUCCAUAAAUCUGAUGCCCUACAUCCUGAAGUUGAAAAUAUCAGACCUCGAGUGGCUGGAUGAGAAAAUAAAUUCAGAUACACGAUUGAUUAUUGCUGGUAAACUGUUCAAGUGGCUUUAUGAGAAGCUUAUACUGGAGAUAUUUCGCACUCAGUUCUAUAUAAUAGUAACUACCGGCACAAGGAAAGUUUAUAUCAGGCGAAUUGAUUGGAUUAAUUCGAUGAAAGGUUGUGUGCUGGAAAUGUGUAGACAAAAAAUUAUCGGUAAGAUCGAUGGCAUGUAUACAACAGAGUAUUACGACGGUAGAUGGAUAUUUUUCCCAAAGAAGAGAGGAAUAAGACCAAUAACAUCCUCAAUUAAGACGUCUAAGCAACAGGCUGCAAAGGCCCUGUGCUUUCUCCAGCAACUGUAUUGUAAAAAAUAUGGACCGACAGGAAAAGUAGUUUUUUUUCAUAAAUGGAAUGAUUUGGUUGAUAGGUUCCGCAACAAUAACAAAUCUAUUUAUCUAGUGCGCUGCGAUAUCGAAUCUGCCUAUGGAUCAAUUGACCAAAGAAAACUAGUCGCAAUUGUGGAAUCACUUGCAGAAUCUAUUGAAAGUACACUAUUUCUCACGCAUUACGAAAUUUCAAGAAAUCUUAAUGCGGUAAAAAACGGCCAUGCUAGAGUAAAGCAAUAUUUUUUGCCUCCUGAACUCGAGAUGCCUCUAGCUCCUGGUGCAAUAUUUGCUUCCUGCCCUAGGGGCGUCCAAACAAUCAGCAAAAAGACAUUGCUUGAGGAGAUAAAAUCCCGUAUCCUUAAGCAAGUAGUACGGAUAAAAAAUCAACAUUAUUUACUCCAGAAAGGGAUUGCCCAAGGUGCUAUUUUGUCACCUAUAUUGUGUGACAUAUAUUAUGCCAAUAUGGAAGAAACAGAAUUGGCUCAGUUCAAAAAUGAAGGUUCCCUUUAUCGAUAUGUAGAUGAUAUUAUAUAUGCGACAGAAAAUCAAGCAUCGGCUGAACGAUUUCUGGAGAUAGUGAAGCAGGGCCUUCCGAAUUAUAGUUGCCGUUUCAACAUUACGAAAACCAUGACAAAUUUACCUGGCCACAGACAUGUUUACACACCUCUGGCGUUUCUAGGCUAUAAUAUAAAUCCUAGAACGCUCGAAGUGACUCCAGAUUAUUCUACGAACAUACGGUACGUGACGGCCUUGUCAAAGAUAUCGGGUCAGAAAUCUUUCACUGUAUUCCGGAAGAGACUAACUAACUUCGCAUCCCUUAAAUUAGAUGCUUUAAUUCUCAAUGCCAAAAUUAACAGUUCAGAGACUAUCAUUCAUAACAUCAAGUGUACGUUUGAGAGACAAGCAGAGCGCUGCUUAUGGCUUGUGCGGGCGUUAAUAGACGAUAUACCCAGUCGACGCAUUGAUAUUUUCAAUCAAAUCAGAACUACAAAUAUACGGAUAAUUCGAAGAGUACAACGGCAUUUUCGUGCAAAUGGAUAUGAUUUUGAAGCAUUAGUCCCUGAAUUGGUAAUGGUACCAUGGAAAUCAUAUAGGAAAGUGUUUGGAAAAGCGCAAACCAUUCACGUUCAUUUUCGAUCCCUCUUUCUUGGGUGUAUAGCGUCCAUCAACCGCAGUAAUAUAAAGCCGAAACGCACCCCCCUGUGCGUUGAGAUUCAAGACUGAAAGCGUCAAAUGUCCGCUGUGAUGCCGAUCGUAGGAGUUUUGGACUGUUUUGCCUUUAUGAUGUAUAACUUCUAAAUAAAUUCGUUAACUAAU